This is a messenger RNA of Musca domestica (house fly), 2916 nucleotides long. RefSeq names its product tyrosine 3-monooxygenase (gene ple). NCBI's taxonomy places the organism in Eukaryota, Metazoa, Arthropoda, Insecta, Diptera, Muscidae. The coding region runs from base 675 to 2435 and encodes 586 amino acids. Gene Ontology annotation, cellular component: cytoplasm; perikaryon; axon. Gene Ontology annotation, molecular function: tyrosine 3-monooxygenase activity; iron ion binding. The transcript is spliced from 7 exons. The record is from RefSeq and is a predicted model, not a curated record. Gene Ontology annotation, biological process: dopamine biosynthetic process from tyrosine.
CAUGCAUUGAUUCGCUAUCACUCGCUCUAUUAACUUGCUUCUUUGGUUAGAAGGAAAAAACGUCCAAAACGUUUUAUCAGUUUUUAACUAAAAAAAUUUAAAUAAAAAAUUAAAAAUUAAUUAAAACAAAAAGUAGUUGCUGCUCAACGUUUGUUGUAAUUCUUAGCUAAAGUCAUUCGUGUGUUUUUUGGAAAACCCAAAGUUAAGUGUUGCAAAAAAACAAGGAUUAAUCCCCUCGAAUAUCCUCAGCGUCAGAAGUGUUAAUUUUUGUGAAAAUCGAAUUUUUUUUGAUACCUGCCUGCCGCUCAGCUAAUUUAGACACAAACGUCCCGCAACGAGAUCUACAAAUUUGGAGCUAGAAGCCUGCUAUAACAAAUAGAAGCAAGUCCCAGAAUAUUUUUUAAAAAAUAAGCAGUGAAAGAAAAAUUAGUGAUUUUUCAAAAAGGCUUAUUUUCAUUUACAACAACGCCAACAAAAAGUAUUAAAAGUGUUUUUUUUUUAAAUCUUUGAUAAAAGAAAACACUUUGGUAAAUUUUUGACAAGACUACUACAACAACAAGGAAAAUCUUAAGGUCCUAAAACCGCUACCAAUACCAACAACUACAUACCUAGAAAAUUUAAUUUAUUUUCCUCUACCACCACCACAACAACAAAAAAAAAAAACUCCUAACAAAAUGAUGGCCGUAGCUGCUGCCCAAAAGAACCGUGAAAUGUUCGCCAUUAAAAAAUCAUACAGUAUUGAGAAUGGUUAUCCAUCUCGCCGCCGCUCUCUGGUGGAUGAUGCCCGUUUCGAAAGUCUGGUUGUCAAACAAAACAAACAAAUUGUUUUGGAGGAGGCCCGCACCAAGGCUAAUGAUGGUUCCCUCGAAGAUGCCAUCAUGCAAGCCAAGGGCGAGCAUGUCCCCACCCAAGAACAAAUUGAAUUGCAAGAUGAACAACAGCUAGAAAACUUGGAUGUUGUUGAUGACAUUCACCAAGCCGAAUACAAUGAAGUUACCAUUGAAGCCGAAUAUCCAGUUGAAUCUGAACAAACUCAGGAAUCUAAUGAUAAUAGUGAUGAAUCUAGUGAUAAUAAGAAUAAUACAGAUGAUGCUGGUUUAACUGAAGAUGAAAUUGUUUUGGCCAAUGCCGCCAGUGAAUCUCCUGAAGCUGAAAAUGCCGUACAAAACGCCGCCCUGAUUGUACGCCUCAAGGAGGGCAUUACCUCUUUGGGUCGUAUCCUCAAGGCCGUGGAAAAUUAUCACGGCACCGUACAACAUGUGGAGUCACGUCAAUCCCGUUCCGAGGGUGUUGACCACGAUGUCUUGAUCAAGUUGAGCAUGACCCGUGGCAAUUUGUUGCAAUUGAUUCGUUCUCUGCGCCAGACUGGCUCGUUCAGCAGCAUCAAUUUGAUGGCCGAAAACAACAUUAGCGUCAAGUCACCCUGGUUCCCCAAACAUGCCUCCGAAUUGGAUAACUGCAAUCAUUUGAUGACCAAAUACGAACCCGAUUUGGACAUGAACCAUCCCGGCUUUGCCGAUAAAGUCUAUCGUCAACGUCGCAAGGAAAUUGCCGAAAUCGCUUUCGCCUACAAAUACGGAGAUCCAAUUCCCCACAUUGAAUACACCGAAGUUGAGGUGAAGACCUGGCGUUCGGUGUUCCGCAUGGUCAAGGAGUUGACACCCAAACAUGCUUGCAUUGAGUACCGUAAUGCUUUCAAGAAAUUGGAGGAAGAGAAAAUCUUUGUGGAAGACCGUUUGCCUCAGCUCCAAGAGAUGUCGGACUUUUUGCGCAAAAAUACCGGAUUCACACUGAGACCAGCUGCUGGUUUGCUGACCGCUCGCGAUUUCUUGGCUUCGUUGGCCUUCCGUAUUUUCCAGUCGACACAGUAUGUGCGUCAUGUCAACUCACCCUUCCACACACCCGAACCUGAUUGCAUCCAUGAAUUGUUGGGUCACAUGCCAUUGCUGUCCGAUCCCAGCUUUGCUCAAUUCUCCCAGGAAAUUGGUUUAGCUUCAUUGGGUGCCUCAGAUGAUGAAAUUGAAAAAUUAUCUACCGUCUACUGGUUCACCGUCGAAUUCGGUCUCUGCAAGGAACAUGGCGAAGUCAAGGCCUACGGUGCCGGUCUCUUGUCGGCCUAUGGUGAGCUCUUGCACGCCAUCUCCGACAAGUGUGAACAUCGUCCCUUCGAACCCGCCUCCACCGCCGUCCAACCCUACCAGGAUCAGGAAUACCAACCCAUCUACUAUGUGGCCGAAAGUUUCGAUGAUGCCAAGGACAAGUUCCGUCGCUGGGUCUCCACAAUGUCGCGUCCCUUCGAAGUGCGUUUCAAUCCCCACACCGAACGUGUGGAGAUCUUGGACAGUGUGGACAAGUUGGACACCCUGUUGCAUCAGAUGAACACAGAAAUCUUACAUUUGACCAAUGCCAUCAACAAAUUGCGUCGUCCCUUCUAAAUCCAGCCAAAAAAACAUGGAAGGAGAGAGAUAUAUACAGAACUUAAAUCAACCAACCAACCAACAACAAUCAUUCUCACUAAAGUUGAAAGGCGUAGCUCUGGGCCUUCCCAGGAUAGUAUUUUCCUUGGAGGCAACUCAAUCAGGUUCUUUCUUCCUUUUUCCCGUUUUGUUUUUUUUUUUUUUGUUAGCAAAAGCUUUAAAUGCAGGCUUGUGAAUAAUUCAAAAUAUUCCUAGUCUUAGUUGUGGUAAAGAGAUGAAGAAGAAGAAGAAGAAAACAACAAAAAAUUGAGUUACGUUUAAUUUAUUAGAAAGAAAAAAAAAUUGAAUUGAAAAACAACAACAACAACCUAAAUAUCCAAUGAAAGUAUUCUUUUUUUUGUAUUAAAUGUACAAUCUACUUCAACUACUCCUCACUCACCAACUCAUAGCAAAUCCUCAUCGAAUCGCCGAAUGCCUAGCCACCCCACCCCACCUCCAC